CUGACAUCCGAGCUCAUCUGCUGGCUCUGUCUCUUUUCUCGUGGACCAAUUACAGGAUGCAUAAAUUUAGGUAGAAGGCAUUAGCAUAUAUCAAAAAUAAUCCCUAUGAGUUUAUAUAAGAGACUCCUGACCUCUGCUGACAAUUCCCAACAGUUUGAACUCGAGUUCCCCUACCAUGUCGCUCACAGUUGAAUCAGUCACUACCCAAGAGGAAGCAUGCCGUCUCCACUCGUUCGACAGCAAUGUCGCCUGGGAGAUCGGAAACAUUAUCCGCACCAAUGCGCAACAAAAGUUCACGCGCCCCGUCGUUAUCUAUAUUGCGCACGUGAACUCAUCCCAACUCCUCUUCUUCGCCACCUCAGGACCUGGUACACUUCCGGACAACAUGCACUGGGUGAAGCGCAAGGAGGCAGUGGUGCUCCGUUGGGGAUGCUCAACGAUGCGCAUGAGGUUGUCACUGCAGGCCAAAGAAAAGACACUGCAGGAAGUAUAUGAGAUGGCCGAUCCGAGCAUAUAUGGAGUACACGGUGGAGGUUUCCCCGUGAAGGUAAAGGGCGUGGAGGGGGUCGUGGGUGUGAUAGUGGUUAGUGGCCUCGCACAGGAGGACGACCAUAGUGUCAUUGUGGAUGGUAUCCAAGAAUACCUUGCGAAGAAUUCUUGAGACAUCGGCCUGUAAGUCGUACACCAUUGGAAGCCGUGUCCCAUUGACAAGGC
Messenger RNA from Suillus subalutaceus, 714 nucleotides. RefSeq lists its product as uncharacterized. The transcript has 2 exons. Gene Ontology annotation, biological process: post-translational protein targeting to endoplasmic reticulum membrane. Gene Ontology annotation, cellular component: TRC complex. NCBI's taxonomy places the organism in Eukaryota, Fungi, Basidiomycota, Agaricomycetes, Boletales, Suillaceae. Bases 176 to 661 code for a protein of 161 amino acids. The record is from RefSeq and is a predicted model, not a curated record.